AAAUCUGACUUUGGUUAAGGGCGGUGCUGGAAAUGGUUGGCAAGGAGAACUUGAGGACAGAAGACUUGAAAUUGUGCUUUGAGAAGCUUAUGAUGGUUGCUGGCAGUGGAGCUAGUGGGAAAGGAGUGAACAUGAAAGCUGGGAAGAUCACAGAAUGGAAGGAUAUUCCAGUGGAGCUUUUGAUGCAAAUUUUGUCACUUGUGGAUGAUCAGACGGUGAUGGCAGCUUCUGAAGUGUGUCGUGGUUGGAGAGAUGCGAUUUUCUUUGGACUUACCCGUUUAUCACUCUCAUGGUGUAGCAAGAACAUGAAUAACUUGGUCCUUUCUCUUGCUCCUAAGUUAACAACAUUGCAAACUCUAAUUCUUCGUCAAGACCAGCCUCAACUAGAGGACAAUGCUGUUGAGACUAUUGCAAAUUUCUGUCACGACCUGCAGACCCUGGACCUCAGCAAAAGUUUCAAGCUUACUGAUCGUUCACUGUAUGCCAUAGCCCUUGGUUGUCGUGAUCUUAAAAAACUGAAUAUUAGUGGGUGUUCAGCCUUUAGUGACAAUGCUCUGGCUUACCUAGCCAGUUUAUGCAGAAAACUGGAAGUUUUGAAUCUCUGUGGAUGUGUUAAAGCUGCAUCUGAUACUGCAUUGCAGGCAAUUGGACAGUACUGCAAUCAGUUGCAGUCUUUGAACCUUGGAUGGUGUGAAAAUGUCAGUGAUGUUGGAGUGAUGAAUUUAGCAUAUGGGUGCCCUGAUCUUAGAACACUUGACUUAUGUGGUUGUGUCCUUAUAACAGAUGAUAGUGUGAUUCCCUUGGCAAACAGAUGUCCUCAUCUGAGGUCCCUUGGGUUGUACUACUGCCAAAACAUCACAGACAGAGCAAUGUAUUCUUUGGCGAAAAGCAAAUUGAAAAAUAGGAUGUGGGUAUCUAUGAAAGGUGGAAACAACGAUGAGGAUGGGCUAAAGACUUUGAACAUUAGCCAAUGUACAGCACUCACCCCCUCUGCUGUUCAGGCUGUGUGUGACUCAUCCCCUGGACUUCACACCUGCUCUGGAAGGCAUUCACUCAUUAUGAGUGGUUGUCUGAAUCUGACGUCUGUGCAUUGUACAUGUGCUGUCCAGGCACAUCGUUCUUCCAGCACUCUCCCUCCUUCAGCUCAUUGAGCCUUAGGGUUUGAUGCAUAAGACACUUUGAGGAAGUGCUCUUAAAGGGCUCAGAGAAUUGAGAAAGAAUUUACCUAUUGUAGGUAAGUUUAUGUUGAUGUCUGCAUAUUAUGUUAAACAGCCUGAACUUGUACCUGAGAGUUUCUUUUAAUCUUUGAAUUAUAUGUGAACCGUAGGACGUUUUGGAUGUAAAA
Messenger RNA from Gastrolobium bilobum, 1345 nucleotides. Its product is annotated as F-box protein SKP2A-like. Gene Ontology annotation, cellular component: SCF ubiquitin ligase complex. The transcript is spliced from 4 exons. Gene Ontology annotation, biological process: SCF-dependent proteasomal ubiquitin-dependent protein catabolic process. Gene Ontology annotation, molecular function: protein binding. The record is from RefSeq and is a predicted model, not a curated record. NCBI's taxonomy places the organism in Eukaryota, Viridiplantae, Streptophyta, Magnoliopsida, Fabales, Fabaceae. Bases 33 to 1151 code for a protein of 372 amino acids.